Molecule: messenger RNA, 5147 nt
Organism: Acanthaster planci (crown-of-thorns starfish)
Lineage: Eukaryota; Metazoa; Echinodermata; Asteroidea; Valvatida; Acanthasteridae
Product: corticotropin-releasing hormone receptor 1-like
Biological process (GO): cell surface receptor signaling pathway; adenylate cyclase-modulating G protein-coupled receptor signaling pathway
Cellular component (GO): plasma membrane
Molecular function (GO): peptide hormone binding; G protein-coupled peptide receptor activity
Source: RefSeq, a predicted model, not a curated record
UCACGCGGACAUACUUGGCGUUAAGCCAUGCAUUAAGCCAAUCAGACAGGCAGGAAACAACAACAUUGUUCGUUAUUGUCUGAAAUGGCAGUUUUGCACAAUGUUUCAAGCUAGUUGUCGAUAUUGGAGAAACUAUCUGGUCUAUUCAAAUUCCGGACCAAGAGACUCAUGCAGGUGACCUUUGGCGACCUUGUACACGGUCAAUCCUUUGUACACACUCGGGACACUCAGUGGACUGAAUGUUCUUACUGGUCCCAUGUACCCACAUCCAUUGUGUGCGGACUGUUAUCUCUGACCGUAGGGUUUGCUAUUGACACACGGAGCUGAGUGACUUAAUUCUUCCAUGCUUCAACCAAGCGCCUAUAGUUCACAGGAGAAGGGAGCGAGAAUUGAAGUAUUUACCGAGCAAACUUGAUUUACACUGGCAGUUGUCCAAAGACCUUGUCAAACCAGUCGGAAGGAGUGCUUCAGAAACUGGCGGGCAUAUCUGUCAUUGUUCCGGAGGAAUUCUAAGAAGAUUGCUUGGCUGGAAGCAGUGGGGACUGAAUUAUCUACAUUGGGGGAGAGCCGUUGCAUAACGAGGACAGAAACAAUGACACGUCUCCGUGUGUACGUCUUGGUGUAUUUCAUGGCGUUCAACCUAGCCGUACCGGGAGCUGAAGGCCAGGACGAUGGGAUGGGCGAGGAUGAUGUAGGGGAGUUUAUAAAAGCUAAAAAAAAGGAAUGCACUUUGAUGUACGAAAAUGUCUCCCUGCCUGGAGUUUCGAAAGAUUUCCACUGCCCUGCAAGAUUCGACGGAUUCCUGUGUUGGCCACCGACCGCCCCCGGUGACACAGCGGAAAUGCUCUGCCCUGUCGUGUUUGAUCAAUAUCAAACUGUUUCAGUUCACAGUACAUGCUUUGUGAACGCCACGUGGAAGGAGGAAAACAUUUACGAUGUCUAUGGUCCUGAUGGGAUGUGCCAAUGUUUUCAUUGUAAGAUCACAGGGGAAUUACUUGUCGCGGAAUACGCACUUUCGUUUGCUGCGUGCGCAGUUGCUUUCGUCAUAUUCAUGAGCUCAAGAACCCUACGCUGUACAAGGAACCUGAUUCAUUUGCAUCUGAUUACCUCAUUUAUGCUGAAGUACAUCGUAUAUUUCAUCCAGCCCCCAAUUUGGAAAUCGGAACUCUUGCACCUGAGGCGAAUCGUCUUGUUCCUGUUGUUUUACUUCGAACAGACCAACUAUUUUUGGAUGUUUGUGGAGGGGUUAUACCUUCACACGCUGGUGGUCUUCGCACUUCGCAUUGACGCGGACAGAAUCAACUUCUUGGUGUAUUGCGUCAUAGGCUGGGCUAUUCCGAUGGUCUUAAUUGGAGUGUGGGCCAUCAUCUCGGCUGUACUCGAUCCUGACGUUUACCUUAUAUUUAAUUCUGGCGACAAUGAUUUCUUCACCAAUUCAGUGCAUACUACGGCGGUGCAUGAAUACGUCUGCUUGAUUGGCCCCAUUCUUCUUGUGUUGGUGAUCAAUUGCUUCUUUUUGCUCAACAUCGUUCGUCUGCUGAUGAGCAAGUUACGCGUGCAGGGUAACCGCACGAGCGACAUCAAACAAUACAGACGGGCUGCACGAGCGACUUUUGUCCUCGUCAUUUUGCUUGGUGUUGGCUACGUUCUCAUUCUGGUCCUUCCCUUAUUUCCGGGGAAUCUGCCCACAGCAGUGAACCUCAUCUUUGUUUACGUCAGCACCGUUCUGGCCGGCACGCAAGGCUUGUCGGUAUCUGUUAUCUAUGUCUUCUUGAACACAGAGGUGCGCUCCGUUCUCCGGCGCAAGUGGCGCCGGCGUCUCGCCCACAUCGCUCUCCCACCGUUCCUUUCCCGCAAGCGGACCAAGCCGCGGACCUCGUCUUACUCCAAGUACGACGACCGGACAUGCGUGAGCACCAUGCGCAGCAUGGCCAACAACGACACGGUGAUGGACAGCUGCCAUGAAGACUACGUGGGUCACCAAGGCCAUCACCAGGGCAACACAACCUGGAGAAGGGGAAACACGCAAGAGAGACACACGGGCGGCGUUGCCAACGGGGACACGAGCGCGAAGGAAAGCAACAAUGAAGAGAAAAUUGAAAUGCAAGUGGUGAAGAGUAAUGGGACAGUCGGCAAAUGGGAUCAGAUUGAGAGAGAAAAAGAAGCAGACGAGGUUGAACCUCUCCUUGAGGAAGGAGGAAAAGUUCCCAAACCUCCAGCAUCCAUUGUCAUAUCGGAGGCCAGCCCCGUGCAUACAUCUGCCGAAGAGCCUGUUGCCGAAUAUGUCGAGCACCAAGAGUGAAAGAACGCGAAUAAAACCUAAACGAAUAUAGCAUGUACUUACACUUUGACUUUGAACUGGAAACCAUCUUGGUUGUGUUUCCCAUGGAUAAAUACUUUGAUCAAUGUAACUUUAGAGCUGCAACAUUGGUACCUUUCUACAAGGAAAGCAUGCUUCAAGAGAACUACAUUGGCGUUCACGUAUAUAAUGCACCGAUGUAUCUAUUCGUCUUUUCAUUAGACCCUCUCUGUGGUGUUCGCCCCGCCCCUAGACUUUGGCGUCUUUUACACUAAAAUAAUUGAUCGAAGAAGGUAUAGAUAUUUAUUGUCUCUGUGGCAACAUUAACAUAUUAUUCGUAAGUUUUAUUGAAUACGAUGUCUUCAAUUGGGAAUACUUGAAAUCUACUCAAGGAAAGGUCAAGUCAAUAGUCUUACAGUGAUGCUAAUAUCACAUGGGGUUACAGGAUGUCACAUACGACGUCGCUGUUUAGGUUUAAGUGUUCUCUGUCACCCUUUAUGUAUAUUGUAUAGUGGGACAACUGAUUCAAAUGUGCUUUGUACUGCCCUUUAAAUUAGUAAGUCAAACAAGUGCAUACGCCCUAAUGGGGUGUCUUCUUGUAUUGUCUUUGAAAGGUAAAUCUGUGUAAAGUGGCCAUCAAAACUAACAUAAAGUGGCCCUAUUGACAGGUUGCUGUCAUGCAGGUUUGUCAUUGUUUUGUAUUUAUUCAAAUUAAUGAAUUUGAAUUCGAGUAACGGGCGCCUUGGUAUUACCACAACUUAACGACUGUUAAUGUAUCGAGGAGCGACCCCCACCCCGAAAACGCAGAAUGCUGGAAGUGAUGGCUCCAAGCUACCAAAACAAACGAACCGAUAUGUUGGUAUGUGAAUUAUGCCGUCGUCAAUGAAUCGUUUCUUGCCCUCUUACAGUGUUUCACGCUCCGGGAAAUGCUUCUUUGUUGACUAAAUUCCUCCCGGUAUUUCCGGCAAGGAUUGAAUACGCGAGUUGCGUUUGAAUUCACAAAGGCGAUGGCAGUACAUGUCAAUUUCAAAAUGGCUGCGCGAGACACGAGGAGUUCGUUUCACGUUUAAUACUGAUGUUAUUGUGAAAGCACCGCUGUUGAGCUGGAAAACAGGCAACCUCGGUAUUUGGUAAUUCCCGGCCGAGAUCAGGUGAGAUGAGUUUAGUCUAUCACUAAUUACUAGUAAUUUGUAUUGGAAUAUUGCAGUACACAGUCAUGUCUUUUGUCAUCAUUUGGCUAGCGAGGAUUUUAGGGCAAGAAUUUUUUCUCUUAUACGGCCAUCAUGUCGUGGCUUUGAUUCGACUUUUUAUAAGGGCCAUAACCUCGUGCAGGAUUAACAAAAACAUUUAACCCUAUCCGCCUCGAGCAGAAGCACCCCCUCAUCGGUUGAUAAGAAUCCUGUUGAUCGGGAGUACACAUUUUGUAGGUAGCGACAAUACUUUAACGUGUAGUCGUUCGUGGAACCUGUGACGGAUUCCCACCAAAGGAGCCUCCCUUACUAGGAAAAUUUUGCCCUCUCUUGGUCCCAGUCGGGGCCCAUAUUUACUUAACUCAGAAUAUUCUGAAUUAUUUUACUGAAUUUACAAGGAUCUUUCCACACCUUGUACUGGGAAAAUAGCAUUUCUGAUUCACCUUGGAACUGUCAAAAAAGUUUUCGAACUUUGUAAAUUGUGGAACUUUUACACUGGAAUUUGACAGCAACAUUGUGUUUAAUGAGACUUAUAAUGCGUCUUUUAUCCAUACUUCAGGUCUAACUUCACUUCAGGUCAUAAGUUGCCAUUUAUGAGAAGAAUUAAAAGUGAUAUUUCCUUCGAUGUCACUUAAAAUCAAUAACUCUUCAGCUGACCUUGUUUAAACUAAAUACAGAACACAAUAGUGCACUUAACUGGAUCUGGAUCUUCUCUGGACAUAAGUUGCAGUGUCAAUAUUUAGCGAAACUUUCUAGUAAUUUGGGGUUGUCGUUAAAAUGAACCGGUACAUGUAUACAUUAGAGACAUAGCACUGUGUUUUGUCGCUGUUUUCCAAAGCAACAGUCGUGUGUUUUUGUGGGGAAAUGUCGAGUACCGGUAUUGUAGCUGUCGUUCAGUGUGGUACAUGUAACAUAUUUCUUGUGGUUCAGUUUGUCUGUUUGCGUUUACCCGCCAAAAUUCAGACCGACCGUCUGGAGGCAUGGACUGCACAAAGUGGUUGGAAGUUCCUACCAUUUCCAGUGACGGUGCUGUCAAGAACAUGUCUAAUGUACUGCUAACAGUGAUGCUGAAUAAUUUUAGAUGUGUGUUUUCCAUUUAAAGUUUUGCCUUUUUUAAGAAAAAUGCGUGGUCAGUGGGGUGUUGAAAAGAUAUGUACAUGUACAGCUUGGCCGUUGCUAAGUACCCAGAAAAAAAUCUGUAAAAUAAACAAGGCCUUUGGGCAUCAUCUCUUUUUUUAUCCAAAACACCUUAAAAUCAUCAUGUAAGAAAAUCCUUAAAAAAAGGGAAAUAUAACUAUAUAUACAUCGCCUCGUUGUUAGAACUGACAAUGGGAUUUCUCUAGUCAAUCAGGUUUUGGCUUUCAAACAGCGUAGUGUGCUACCAGAUGUAAUAAGAAGCCAACUCUUUCGUGGUUGGAGGCAUGCAAUACACCUUUUGAAAGCGUCAAGGUAGUUGUGGUUUAUCUGAACAUGGUCAAGAACAUUGCAUGCCUAUGCCCAGGUUCGUAUGUACAAAUGUAAUUAAUUAUGUAAAUGUGUUGAUCGUGUCAGUCUUUGUAAAUACAUAAAAUCAUCACCGUGAACUAAAAUCGCCAUUGUUGUAAAUAAAAUAUAUUCAGAUAGUUCAUAGUAAAGUUAAACCGGCAGUGUAAACUUAA